AUGGACGGUAAAUACGACUAUCAUGAGGCCUACUACCGAAUCAUCCGAGCCAUCCCAAGAGCCAUUCGAUCAGACAUGGGCGGAUUCAUUACUGAGUGGUGGAAUAUGCGGGUAUACUGGUCUUUGACGUUAGCGAUUGAUGACGACAAGGAAGAAGAUGAUUUGAUCAGCAUGCGAAAACAGUUUGCAAGUCGCGCUGCUGAAGCGCGACUCAAGUCCAUAUCUUCAGAUGCGCAAGGUAGUACCCUACCUUCCGAUCCUGGCUCCGACACAUCUGUGAUCAAUACAACUUCGACUCCUCCACUACACCGCCUCCCAUGA
Messenger RNA from Suillus discolor, 321 nucleotides. RefSeq lists its product as uncharacterized. The coding region runs from base 1 to 321 and encodes 106 amino acids. The record is from RefSeq and is a predicted model, not a curated record. The transcript is spliced from 3 exons. Lineage: Eukaryota; Fungi; Basidiomycota; Agaricomycetes; Boletales; Suillaceae.